Molecule: messenger RNA, 1279 nt
Organism: Pelobates fuscus (common spadefoot toad)
Lineage: Eukaryota; Metazoa; Chordata; Amphibia; Anura; Pelobatidae
Gene: STOML2
Product: stomatin like 2
Exons: 10
Coding region: 67-1110 (347 amino acids)
Biological process (GO): mitochondrion organization
Cellular component (GO): membrane; mitochondrion
Source: RefSeq, a predicted model, not a curated record
GUGACAUUUUAAGUCACGUGAUUUGUUGACAGGUGGUGCCGGUUGGAAAGCACCGGCUCUAAGAACAUGCUGCGAAUCGUUAGGCGGGCAGGGAGCCUCCUGCGGAGCCCUCACAUACAUGCAACAAAUCCGUGGAAUAGUGAAUUGCAGAGAUGUUUGGCCUCCGGCCUCCCUAUGAACACUCUGGUUCUCUUUGUACCCCAGCAGGAAGCUUGGGUAGUAGAGAGAAUGGGGAGAUUUCACCGUAUCCUGGAGCCUGGUUUGAACUUGCUCAUUCCAGUGUUGGAUCGAAUUCGCUAUGUGCAAAGCCUGAAGGAGAUUGUGAUUAAUGUUCCAGAGCAGUCUGCGGUAUCAUUGGACAAUGUGUCUUUACAGAUAGAUGGGGUGCUGUAUCUCCGGAUCAUGAAUCCCUACAAGGCAAGUUAUGGGGUGGAAGAUCCAGAAUACGCUGUGACUCAGCUUGCACAGACCACCAUGCGUUCUGAGCUGGGCAAGCUGACAUUGGAUAAGGUCUUCAGGGAAAGAGAGAACCUCAAUGCCGGCAUUGUGGAAGCUAUAAAUACAGCAGCCGAUGACUGGGGUAUUCGGUGUCUUCGAUAUGAGAUUAAAGAUAUUCAUGUCCCUGCCAAGGUUCGAGACGCCAUGCAAAUGCAGGUUGAAGCAGAGCGAAGGAAACGAGCCAUGGUCUUGGAGUCUGAAGGCACCAGGGAGUCUGCCAUUAAUGUGGCAGAAGGGCAGAAACAAUCCCAGAUCUUGGCCUCCGAGGGAGAAAAGGCUGAACAGAUAAACAGGGCUGCAGGUGAGGCCAGCGCUAUUCUUGCACGAGCAAAGGCGAGAGGGGAGGCGAUACGUGUUUUGGCAGAUGCUCUGACGCAGCAGAAUGGAAAUUCUGCCGCAUCUCUUACUGUAGCUGAACAGUACGUAGCUGCCUUUUCCAAGCUGGCUCAGGAGUCCAAUACUAUUCUUCUCCCAGCUAAUACAGGAGAUAUCCCCAGCAUGGUAACCCAGGCAAUGGGAAUUUAUGGCACUUUGACCAAAAACAUACCCCCAAAAAAUAAAGAACUUGGCCACGACAACACGAGGGAAACAGAUGACCUCCAUCAGAGCUAACCGAAAAAUCUUGUAAAAGCCCCCCAGUGGAUCAUCAGCUGGAAAACACAGACCAUUACCUCAAUAUUAAAUUUCCAGUUUCCAGAUUUUUUUUUUCUCUUUUGUAUCAUCAGCUGUUAAUUAUGUAAUAAACCUUGAAACCAAGCUUUAAUAUUAUUCUGUGGUGCAA